Molecule: messenger RNA, 1988 nt
Organism: Danio rerio (zebrafish)
Lineage: Eukaryota; Metazoa; Chordata; Actinopteri; Cypriniformes; Danionidae
Source: RefSeq, a predicted model, not a curated record
UUUAAUGGUUCAAGAGGCUUAAAAACAAGAUGCUCAUGCCUGAGCUCACUGAAUUUCAAGCCGGUCCUUAUGCUAAUAACCUCGACAAUAUUAGCAGUGUGUUUAUUAUAAUAAUAAACUGAAAAACAGCUGUCACAGUAAGAAGUUCACAACAGUGAGCCGGCAUGACUCUAAAGGUUGAAGGUGAUCCAGCUUAUGGCAGUGUGUCUGGAGCUCGUUUCACAGAUGUGGAGGGCUCAGAGUCAGUCCCACUCCUCACUCCAGGUCCUCCACCUCCUCCUCCAGCCCGCCGGCGAGCAUGGAAGCCACUGAGCAGAGAGGAGCUGGAGAGGUGCGCUGGAGGGCCGCAGUGGAGGAAAUUUCGACGCCGACUGGUACUCUGCUUCUGGAUCUGCUGGAUGCUGCUGCUGGGCGCCGCGGUGUUAAUAGUGAUCCGGAGCCCACGGGCCACAUCGCCUGUGCUGCACUGGUGGCAGAGGGAUCUGAUCUACCGCCUGCAGCCCAUGCUCUUUUUGGAUGCAGACAGACAGCAGGACAGCCGGAUCAACAGAGUGUGUGAGCGUCUGCCGUAUCUUAAGUCUGUGGGUGCUGGAGCAGUGAUUCUGGAGGGACUGUUUGGGAACAGCAGCUCCUCAACAAACCUGACAGAGAUCGACCAAAAUCUUGGCACACUUCCACAACUCACACAGCUCAUAACGGAAAGCCGGAAAGCAGGUGUGAGAGUGAUCCUGGAUCUUUGUGAGCUGGAUCUAUUUGAGCAAGAGUCAAACAAUGACACUGCGGUUUGGUCCGGUGCGUCUGAGAGCAUUCAGUACUCAUUAAGGUAUUGGCUGGAUCACGGGGUAUCAGGAUUUGGGAUCUGUGAUACAGAUGCAGCUUUCUCAGCAAAGACCCUAAUGGAGUGGAACAAGCUGAUGCAGGAGUUCAGCUCACAAGAUGAUGAAAGAAUAUUGAUGGUGAGGCAAACAGGCAACACUCUUCCCGUGCUCAAUGUGUCCAGCUUUGCUGGUUCACUAGUGGAGCUAGUAACAAAGUCCCUGAUCCCUCCAUCGCACCAUCCGCUGUCUACCGCUGAGGUGGCGGAGGCCAUAGAGGUCAGUCUGCAGAUGCCACAGAGAGACUGGCCAAGCUGGACCGUUGGUGGAGGAGUACCAAGGGAGCUGAAUAGAGCCAUUCUACUUCUGAUCAUGACUUUACCUGGAACACCCAUCAUCAAAUAUGGAGAUGAGCUCAGUUCAGCUCAGGGUUGGAACCGGCUCAAUCAACCUCUAGCUCUUUUCCAAUCCCUGAGUCAGUCUCGUGCCCGUGAGGAGGCUCUUCACUUUGGCAGAUUCACCUUUCUAUCCUUCAAUACCAGCCUGCCAUCCUCGUCUGGUCUCAAUACUACAGACACACCUCUGUUAGCUUAUCUGCGUUCCUGGGGCUGCGUUCACUUUCUUGUGCUGUUCAAUUUGGGAUCUGCACCUCACACCAUGGACCCAGACUGGGCACCCAGUCUACCUGAAGGCGGAGUGUUUGUAACUAGCACAGGUCUUGACCGAUUCGGCCCUGUGUCUCUAAAUACAAUCAAAAUGCAACCACAUGAAGCCAUUGUCAUCAAACUGUUCGAAUCUGACAGCUCUUCCUGAGAAGAGAUUACUGUGUAAAAGAUCGUCUGGAGCCAUAUUUACAAAACAUCUUAAUGCUAAAAGUAGCUAGAAAAUCUUAAAAAUAAUGGGCAGUCCUUAAUUUAGGACUCAUAACAUUUUUUGCUUAAAGAUUAUUUCAGUUAAGACUAUAGCUCCUAAAAUCAGUGACGUGUUGGGGUAGCAAAGAGUCUCUAAGUCAUAAGAUCAAAAUGCUAACUCUAUUAAAUUCCCUUUGCUGACAAUCUGCUUUGGAGUUGUUUUUUUAACUUAGCCAACAUUUGACCACAGUGAGCUUUUAUUAUGUCAUCUCCUUAAUCACAGAGUUAUUCCCUUACUGUAAUAAAUAUAUUUUCAGAUUCA